Necator americanus (New World hookworm) is the source of this 5217-nucleotide messenger RNA. RefSeq lists its product as uncharacterized. The transcript is spliced from 10 exons. Lineage: Eukaryota; Metazoa; Nematoda; Chromadorea; Rhabditida; Ancylostomatidae. The record is from RefSeq and is a predicted model, not a curated record. Bases 1 to 5217 code for a protein of 1738 amino acids.
AUGGAGUAUCUCGUCACACUGCUUCUUCUUCUAUCCUGCCCUAUUAUAUCAAGAUCCACCGGCAAUUUUGAUGAUUGUCGCUUACAGGUUGAUACUUUCGAUACCUGUGUUUUUAACCUUCUGAAGGAAAAUAAUGGUAACUGCACUCUCCUUUGCAACAAUACAACUUCGCUCAUUGAAUGUUUGAAAAGCUGCAUCAUGGUGAAACUCGACACAGCUUUGCUCGAACAUUUUACACCUCACGAAAACGAUUCAGUGGACGUUACGAUUUUCGAGGUAAAUGAGACCUCGUUGAGUAGCGCUGACGUUGUGGGCACAUUAUCUACCCAUCUUUCUUCUUUGCAAAACAGUCCGUUUUCAACGCCUAGAACUGGAAUGAUAGAUCCUAUAAAGAGAACCUCUCUAGCAUUUGAAUCUACUCUGCAUCUGGAAGAACCGUCUGUGUCCACCAAAUCUGCAAAGGAUGCAACCGCGACCUUUGAAACCAGUGCUUCGCCACAGAUCGAUGUAACUGCAGCCACAGAAAAGAAUGAAAAACCCGUUUUGGAAACUAAAACUAUCCUUCGAACAACAGCACCUCCACAUGCUGAUAUACCUAGCCCUACCAAAAAGAACGAAGAAACUGCAGUGGAUACAACCAAUAUCCAAGAAACUAAUGCCCAUGUACCUGGACAAACCGAAAACAAUGAAGCAACCGUGUUGUAUACAACAAAUAUCCUUGAAACUAAUGCAUCAGAAGAUGAUAUGUCCGGAGCUACCGAAAAUGAUGAGGAGACUGGAAUAGAUACAAGUAACACAGACGAAACCGAUGCACCGCAUAAUGAUAUGACUGGCGCUACCGAAAAGGAAGAAGGAACUGGAAUGGAUACAAGUAAUGCACACGAAACUGAUGUACCACAAGAUGAUAUGACUGGUGCUACCGAAAAGGAAGAAGGAACUGGAAUGGAUACAAGUAAUCCACACGAAACUGAUUUACCACAAGAUGAUAUGUCUGGAGCUACCGAAAAUGAUGGAGGGAGUGGAAUAGAUACAGGGAACACCGAUGAAACCGAUGCACCGCAGAAUGAUGUGACUGGAGCAACCAAAGAUGCAGAAGGGAGUGGAAUAGACACAAGUAACACAGACGAAACCGAUGCACCGCAGAAUGAUAUGACUGGAGCUACCAAAAAUAAUGAAGAGACUGGAAUGGAUACAAGUAACGCGCACGAAACCGAUGCACCGCAGAAUGAUAUGACUGGAGCUACCGAAAAUAAUGAGGAGACUGGAAUAGACACAGGUAACACAGGCGAAACCGAUGCACCGCAGAAUGAUAUGACUGGAGCUACCAAAAAUAAUGAAGAGACUGGAAUGGAUACAAGUAACGCGCACGAAACCGAUGCACCGCAGAAUGAUAUGACUGGAGCUACCAAAAAUAAUGAAGAGACUGGAAUGGAUACAAGUAACGCGCACGAAACCGAUGCACCGCAGAAUGAUAUGUCUGGAGCUACCGAGAAUGAUGGAGGGAGUGGAAUAGAUACAGGGAACACAGAUGAAACCGAUGCACCGCAGAAUGAUAUGACUGGAGCUACCAAAAAUAAUGAAGAGACUGGAAUGGAUACAAGUAACGCGCACGAAACCGAUGCACCGCAGAAUGAUAUGUCUGGAGCUACCGAGAAUGAUGGAGGGAGUGGAAUAGAUACAGGGAACACAGAUGAAACCGAUGCACCGCAGAAUGAUGUGACUGGAGCUACCGAAAAUGAUGGAGGGAGUGGAAUAGAUACAGGGAACACAGAUGAAACCGAUGCACCGCAGAAUGAUGUGACUGGAGCAACCAAAGAUGCAGAAGGGAGUGGAAUAGACACAAGUAACACAGACGAAACCGAUGCACCGCAGAAUGAUAUGACUGGAGCUACCAAAAAUAAUGAAGAGACUGGAAUGGAUACAAGUAACGCGCACGAAACCGAUGCACCGCAGAAUGAUAUGACUGGAGCUACCGAAAAUAAUGAAAAGACUGGAAUGGAUACAAGUAACGCGCACGAAACCGAUGCACCGCAGAAUGAUAUGACUGGAGCUACCAAAAAUAAUGAAGAGACUGGAAUGGAUACAAGUAACGCGCACGAAACCGAUGCACCGCAGAAUGAUAUGUCUGGAGCUACCGAGAAUGAUGGAGGGAGUGGAAUAGAUACAGGGAACACAGAUGAAACCGAUGCACCGCAGAAUGAUGUGACUGGAGCUACCGAAAAUGAUGGAGGGAGUGGAAUAGAUACAGGGAACACAGAUGAAACCGAUGCACCGCAGAAUGAUGUGACUGGAGCAACCAAAAAUAAUGAAGAGACUGGAAUGGAUACAAGUAACGCGCACGAAACCGAUGCACCGCAGAAUGAUAUGUCUGGAGCUACCGAGAAUGAUGGAGGGAGUGGAAUAGAUACAGGGAACACAGAUGAAACCGAUGCACCGCAGAAUGAUGUGACUGGAGCUACCGAAAAUGAUGGAGGGAGUGGAAUAGAUACAGGGAACACAGAUGAAACCGAUGCACCGCAGAAUGAUGUGACUGGAGCAACCAAAGAUGCAGAAGGGAGUGGAAUAGACACAAGUAACACAGACGAAACCGAUGCACCGCAGAAUGAUAUGACUGGAGCUACCAAAAAUAAUGAAGAGACUGGAAUGGAUACAAGUAACGCGCACGAAACCGAUGCACCGCAGAAUGAUAUGACUGGAGCUACCGAAAAGGAAGGAGGAACUGGAAUGGAUACAAGUAAUUCACACGAAACUGAUUUACCACAAGAUGAUAUGACUGGAGCUACCGAAAAUAAUGAGGAGACUGGAAUAGACACAGGUAACACAGACGAAACCGAUGCACCGCAGAAUGAUAUGACUGGAGCUACCGAAAAUAAUGAGGAGACUGGAAUAGACACAGGUAACACAGACAAAACCGAUGCACUGCAGAAUGAUAUGACUGGAGCUACCGAAAAUGGUGGAGGGAGUGGAAUGGAUACAAGCGACAAAGACGAAACCGAUGCACCGCAGAAUGAUAUGACUGGCGCUACCGAAAAGGAAGGAGGAACUGGAAUGGAUACAAGUAACGCGCACGAAACCGAUGCACCGCAGAAUGAUAUGACUGGAGCUACCGAAAAUGAUGAGGAGACUGGAAUAGACACAGGUAACACAGACGAAACCGAUGCACCGCAGAAUGAUAUGACUGGAGCUACCGAAAAUAAUGAGGAGACUGGAACCGACACGGGUAACACAGACGAAACCGAUGCACCGCAGAAUGAUAUGACUGGCGCUACCGAAAAGGAAGGAGGAACUGGAAUGGAUACAAGUAAUUCACACGAAACUGAUUUACCACAAGAUGAUAUGACUGGAGCUACCGAAAAUAAUGAGGAGACUGGAACAGAUACAGGUAACACAGACGAAACCGAUGCACCGCAGAAUGAUAUGACUGGAGCUACCGAAAAUGAGGAAAAAGAUGAUCACGGUGACAUUUCAAGCGAUGCGAACUCCCACGAAUCUCUUUUCACAGAAUGGACUUCCAACUCUGACAUGGAUAAAAGCGAAGAGAAUUCAGUGGAGCCAGAUAAUGCACGUGGUACCCCUGACUCAACGGCAUCCACCGACGAACAUAGCUCGAACGAGACACUUAACACUAAUGAAGGGCACACAAACACCGAAGCAGCUUACGGUGAGAGAACAAGCACUGUGGAACGCACUGAGGAAACUAUCGAAGCAGAUGUCGUUACCAUAAUAACAGACGAUUUUACGAAAGACGCUGCAAUGAAUUCACAAGGAUCAGGAAAUGGAGAACAACAUCGUUCAACACUCGAUGGAGACCACGUGAAUGGAGCAACGAACUACUAUUUCACAGGAAAUGCCGCAGGAGAAGAGAUCACCACUGCACAUACUGGCGACGCCUCCAAAAUCGUUGACUUCAGCACACUUUUUCCUCAGAUUUCACAUGGCGUGCACUCUUCUACAAGGAAUGAUACUCAGGAUCUGAUUCAGCAAGAAGGUACGAGCCAAAUGCUUCGUAAUCACACAACCAUAGCUUCCUAUUCUGGAAGUGCCGUACCGAUUCGCAACGUUACUAUUGGUUCUGUAAAACCAGACAUCUCAGCUACUUCGCGAACAUCAUACAGUCUUAUAGAACAAGGGAGCAGUGUAAGCAACGAUAGACCUCGGACUGUUUAUUCGGGCACCACACAUCAGUUCAGUACUUCUUCCCGAAGCACCUAUGAAGAAGUUAAGGAAGCAGAAACUGUUAUCGGAAGCAGAUCCACAACCAUGAUGAGGUUUUCCAGCGAUGGUGCAAGUGGCGAAGACUCAGCUACAAAUAAAGAGGAAGUCACUAAGCCAGACAUAAUCAUCCCAGGCGAGGAAAUCACUGCAAAUCCAGACCAUCCACUAGAUCACAAAAACUUUACUCAAAGUCCAGAUGAUUCGUCUAAGUUCAAUAACAUCACUGUGAGCUCGUACCCGUCGCAGGAGCACGAGGACAUUACUGUAAGUCCCUAUCCUAUCUCGGUUGGAUACCACAGAUCUUCUUCAACGAGGAGAAAAGUAACUAACUCAGUUACUCUUAGUUCAACAACAGGAGCAGAGAACGAAUUGAAGGUAAUCAACGAGACUACAGUGCAUCUACCGAAUGGAACCAUUUUAGUUCAUCAACUUCUGCUUUAUCCAAACGGAAGCCUACUCUAUGAAACAGUCACGAAGAAGUCAUCAGUGGAAGUCACCACACGAUUAACGCACAAUAGAAACGCGUCUACAUCACCAACAACAACAACAGCACAGUGGGCGAGCACCUCACCAAACUGUACCAACUCUCCCCUUUAUAUUCCUAAUGCCGACACCGUCGACCGUCAAAAGGAAAACGCGAUCGUCACAUGCAAAUCCGGAUUUGUAUUCCAGGACGGCGGCCCGUUACAUAUUUUUAGUUGUUCCUCACUGAAUGAAUGGAUCGUGUCCUCAAAUGAUUCGUGUCAAGCAAUAACAUGUCCACAGAUAGAAUUGGACCUCUCGAACAGCUUAUCUCCCUCAGCGAACUCUCCAGAGUUAUCGGGUCGACAACCGCCAAGGACCAUGGUCAUUCACACGUGCGCUGUUUCCUACGUCUUCACCAAAACUCAACAGCCGUUGAAAAUUUACGAAUGCAUGGAGAAUGGUAAAUGGACCAGCAAUUACAACGGCGACAAAUGCGAAUAUGUACAGCCUCGAUCGAUGAACCGAAAUGAUCUAUGA